ACAUAUUUCUUGUUGGUCUGGAUGGUGAGUUUGAAAAAGUUUGUAAAGAUAUUCUACAUCAAGAAGAGGUUCUUGAUCUAAAGGAACCUAAGCAUUGGUUCAUCGUGAAACAAUUCAUCAAGCAACACUAACAGGGGAAGUUGCAAAGUUAAAUUCCUUAGCCAUGGUGGUUAGGAAUCAGUCAUCUAAGACUCCUAAUGGUGCACGUUCCUAUUGCAACUGCAAAUGUCACACUAAAGACAAUUGUUUUAAACUUGUAGGAUAUCUUGAAUGGUGGGAUUAUAGUCGUGAUCCAAAGAAGAAAAGUACUGGGAAGCUAUUGGAGGGGAAGCUAGCAACAGUAAUUGUUGCUGAAUUGAAACCUGAAGGCAAGAUUGUUGAAGGAUCAAUAACAACAACUGAUAAUGGUGGCAAGGUUUUAAAUACAUCUGCACCUGUUACUAACAGAAAGUGGGACAUUCAAACAAGACAAACAAUUGGUUAUGGUGUUAGGCGAAGGAAGCCGCAUUACCUGGACUUAAUGCUCAGAAAUAUCAAUAAACUUAAGGAAGCUAGCUUUGGCGGUAGAUGGAUGACUUGGGUUUGCUUGAUGAAGUCUAAAAGAGAAGUGAACUUGUUAUUUCAAAAGUUCCAUAAGAUGAUGGAAACUCAAUAUAAUACACAGAUAAAGGUACUCCGUAGUGAUAAUGGUGGAAAAUAUCAAAGUUCUGACAUGCAAAGAUAUGUGGAGGCACAUAGAAUCAUCCAUCAAACUACAUGCCCUGACACCCCACAGCAGAAUGGAGUAGCACAGAGGAAGAAUCGUCACUUACUAGAAAUUGUUCGAGCUUCCCUAAUUGAAGGGGUGUAUAAUCAAGGAAUACAAGAAAUUCAGACUUUAGAGUAUGGUUAUUGUGCUGCAGAGGUGAAGGAAUACUUUACAUAUGUUCCUAAUGUCAAAGAUGGUUCUAGAUGGGAAGUAAGCUUCCUUGAUGGUGCUAGCUCCUCUGAUAGUGCAAGGUCCUCUGAUGGUCUAGGUUCCUUUGAUAGUUUAGGUUCUUCUGAUGGUACAGGCUCCUUUGAUGACAUUAGUUCUGCUGAUAGUGCAGGUUCCAUUGAUGCAGUAGGUUGCAUAGGUUCAGGUUCCACUGAUGGAGCAGGUUGCACAUGUUCCUCUAAUGAUGGAGGUUUUACUGAUGGCACAGCUAACUUGGGUUGGCCUUUACAACAGUUUGAUGUGAAGAAUGCCUUCCUACAUGGGGAGUUAACUGAAGAGGUUUAUAUGGAUAUUCCACCAACAUGUCAAAUACUUGAGAGACAUUGCCAAAAGGCUCUUGUUGAUAAAAGAAGAUACCAGAGAUUAGUGGGAAGAUUGAUGUACUUAGCUCACACAAGACCAGACCUCGCUUAUGCAUUAAGUGUUGUCAGCCAAUAUAUGCAUGAUCCUGGUGAACAACAUAUGAAUGUCAUCAUGCGUAUCUUGAGGUAUCUAAAAUCUGCACUAGGUAAAGGAAUCCUAUUCACAAAGAAUAUUGAUUGUCACAGCAUAGCCACAUAUACUGAUGCUGAUUGGGUUGGAGCAAUAGAUGAUGGAAGAUCAACCUCUGGUUACUUUACUUUUGUGGGUAGAAACUUGGUUACAUGAAGGAGUAAGAAAGAGAAGGUUGUUGCACAAUUAAGCGUGGAAGUUGAGUUUAGAGCUGCCAAAGUAGCAGCAAAGUGACAGCACAAUGGAGCUUCACAUGCGCUACAAGAAAUGGCAGUAAAUCUUUGAAUGUAAUCUUUUGUUUUAAAUGCUUAAUAUUUUCUUGUAUUGGGUAAAAUGUUAGGUGAGAAAAAAAUUGUUUUUUAUUGUAUUGUUUCUGCUAUAAAUGUAGUGAAAUAUC
Molecule: messenger RNA, 1865 nt
Organism: Rubroshorea leprosula
Lineage: Eukaryota; Viridiplantae; Streptophyta; Magnoliopsida; Malvales; Dipterocarpaceae
Source: the annotation of a GenBank genome assembly